Argentina anserina (silverweed cinquefoil) is the source of this 1998-nucleotide messenger RNA. RefSeq lists its product as uncharacterized. The record is from RefSeq and is a predicted model, not a curated record. Bases 1 to 1998 code for a protein of 665 amino acids. The transcript is spliced from 4 exons. Lineage: Eukaryota; Viridiplantae; Streptophyta; Magnoliopsida; Rosales; Rosaceae.
AUGGGUUGGGGUGGAAGAGCCUCCAAGAGAGGUUACGGAGAUGGUGGACAAAGAGAGAGAGACACCACCACUUCUGGUUGCAUGUGUGCUGUUUUCCAGUUCUUCGACUUCCAUCAGCUUCAAUUUCCUAAUUUACACCAGCAACAACACUCUCUCCGCCCAGAAGAUCUCACUAUCCCCAAAGGUGUUGAAGCACCAAGGAACAGCUUGGAUUCAUCUGAGGGAGGGGCUUCAUUGUCAUCUAUCACAAAAGAAGAAGAAAGCUUGCACAGUCCUAUUUUGAAAAUCCAACAGAUCAAAACAAGUGGUGGCACAGUAUCAGAUAGCAGCAGCUGCUCACCAGGAACAAAGACUCCAAGUCUAGUAGCAAGACUAAUGGGUCUUGACCUUCUUCCAGAAUCUCACUCACCCUCUUCUACUUCGUCAUUAACCCCAAAUCCACAUUCCAUUUCAAAACCUCAUUUGAAUCUACACCCGCUUCGUUCUUCUCGCCAAACCCUCCAAAACACCAAAGACAAUAAUGCAGCAGGUACUCGCUCGCUACCGGAGACUCCUAGAAUAUCAUCAGCUAGAAGAUCGGACGUUGAUCACCACCACCGCCUUUCGCUUCAGAUCAACAAAGAGAACAUAUCCGUUGGCGAGGAGUUGGAGUUUUCGAAGCUGUCGUCUUUUAAAAGGAAAGAGCUACUCAAGAGUAUUAUUGGAGACAAUGAGAGUGGCAGGAGCCCAAGUCACUACGCUAGGCAGAUUGUUAAACAGGUUAAAGAGACUGUAAGCAGGAAAGUUGGAUUGGUCGACAUCACAAACACCACGAGAAAUGAUCGAGACCUCCUCAGUCACCAACUCAAAUCGAGAAAAGCCACGCAAGACGCAAAUGCCGGAAAACCAGCAAUACCUUCUUCUUGCUCCCCAAGGCUCAGAUUGUCGGAGGCCAAGGCCAUCAAACCAAACAAUACUAAUACAACAUCAACAACUUGCAAGGACCAACUCCAAGUUCUGCCUCCAAAACCAAACAGUGCCAAGGUUCAAGCCAAGCCAAAGCCUCAACCAGCGCAAGAACAGAAGCCACCGCAGGCCACAUUAAUUCAGAAGCGCCGGAAAAUUGUUGACGAAGGGUUUAGUCCAGCAAAGUUGAAGAAGCAAGAAGAAGCGUUCGUUCGUCCAUCAACGGCUCCCACAAGAGCUCAGCAGCAAUGCAAGAAAACGCAACUGAUCUCGAACAAUCUUCUCAAUCUCCACAAUGUCCCAACUCUUCUUCCGAUCAAGAAAGACCCUUCACCGCCGGCGUCCAAACUCCCGCAAAAACAGUUAUCUAGUUCUACGAGCCAGCAGCUGCAGGAUCGGUACAAAAUAGAUCAAGCCUCCUCCUCGAGCCCUGUGCUCGCUGCCCGUUGCAAAAACGUCGACGUAGUACCUAACUGUCUCGCCGCCACCAGAACCACCGGCGCUGGUGUUGUUGUUGGAAUAUCAGCAGCUGUACGCCAGUACGUCACGAGAAUAUUAUGUCGUACUGGCAUAGAUAAAGACACACAAGUUUCAUUCACCAACUGGUUCUCUCCGUCCCACCCACUUGACCCUUCCAUCUUUUACCACCUGGAAACCUCUGUUGCUAGUUUCACCUCAAAUCACCCCAGCCAGCUCGGCCUUAGAUGCAACCGGAAGCUAGUGUUUCAUGUGGUCGACGAGAUACUCGUCGAAAUUUUGAGACCCUAUCUCAACCUUAAGCCGUGGGUUAGCUCAACAAGCGUUACACAAUAUGGUUACAAGGGAUCAAAGCUGAUCGACGUCGUGUGCUACAAACUCCAGAGCUUUCCGGGCGCUGAUUGCCGUGUUCUAGAAGAUAUCGACGCAUUGAUCGACGAGGACUUGCCGGAGGCGAAGGUGCAGAGUGUAAUGGCUCUGGCGUUUGAAGAAGAAGGAGAAGGGGUGGUGAGGGAGAUAGAGAAGGACAUAUUGGACACCCUAGUGCACGAAACGGCAAUGUGCCUGCGAUUUUGA